This is a messenger RNA of Enterobius vermicularis (human pinworm), 1050 nucleotides long. The record is from the annotation of a GenBank genome assembly. Lineage: Eukaryota; Metazoa; Nematoda; Chromadorea; Rhabditida; Oxyuridae.
AUGGCAGUGGAUGAGUGUAAAUCGGAGUCGUCGAGAAAAUUACUUCGAGAUGAUGUUGAUGCUUGUCUUCUUGAAUCUGUGAAAAGUUACCCAGUGAUUUAUGAUAUCAGUGAUGCAAACUAUAAAAACAAUUUUCGGAAAAGUCAGGCAUGGUUACAGGUUGUAGAGGAUAUGAAGAAGAAGGGUUGUGAGUGUUCAGAAACAUUCUGCCGGAAACGCUAUUGGACUCUUAAAAAACGUUUUCGAGUGAAGAAAGAAGCUCAAGAGCUUCCCGUAGAACCGACCAUUGAUAGGGAUAAUUGUUUCUCCAUGUACCCUAAGAUGGAUUACCUUCAUUCUGUAAUGGAGGACGGAAAUUGCAAUCCUUCAACCCUUAUUGCUCUGGAAGAAAGUGAUUGUGGGAUUCAGCGUGAUAAGGACAUAUCAGCAAAGGAACUGUCGGUACUUACAAAUCCGAGUCAGCAGUUCAACACCACAAUGGCACCCCCAAGAACUGGAAGGAAAAGAAGGAAUGAGGACCGUACAGCUUCAGGAUGUGAAUUGCUUUUAAACCAGAUAAGUGAUGGAAGUAAGAAAGGCCACUCGGCAUCUGCUACAGCGCUUGUUGACCCUAGAUGGACCAAUUUACUAAAUAGUUUUGGCUAUUUAUCUCGUGAAUUGAGUGAUGCAGGUUUUUCGGCGCUGAAAAGGAGAGUGGUUCCCACCUUGUCACAGAUGCUAGCAACAGCUCUGGCAGAAGAUAUGUCGACCGAAAGGAGUACUGAGGAAGGUGUUAGGGUCCCAUUUGUUACUCUAGUCGCAAAGCUAGUGGGAUCGAGAUGUACACGGGAUAAUGAAAGUUAUAACAGGAAGCAGUUUAUCAGAUCAGAGGGUCUUAAUCCUGUUGUUGUUAGUGAUCGUGUUCGUAAGGAAGCGGCUUAUGGAUUUGCGAUUUUUGGAACUCGCCUGUUUGAAGCUAGAUAGGCAUUUCUGUUGGUUAAGGUGGUGGAACUCAGGGCAUUUGGAAUUCGGGCAGUCAAGCUGAUUGAAGCUUCUUUUGAGGAUAUGUAG